Molecule: messenger RNA, 438 nt
Organism: Prorocentrum cordatum
Lineage: Eukaryota; Dinophyceae; Prorocentrales; Prorocentraceae
Source: the annotation of a GenBank genome assembly
AUGCUCCUCAAGACGCACAUCAAGGAUCACAAGACACUCCUGCGGCAGCUGUCCGAGUUCCGUCUGGCAGAUACUAAAUGUCAGGUCGUUGAGGAUCGGGCCUUUGUUCUCGCGCAGAUCACCGAAUGGUUUGGGAGUGCAGAUGAAUUUGAGAUAUACGUGAGAGGCGCCUUGCACAGCCAGGUGGAGAGCUUAUUGCAAGAACAAAUAGUAAACCCGUAUGGCGACAUAGUCAUUAUUUGUCUGGGCAGUUUUUUCUUCUAUACUUCUGGGUGUCUCGCAGCAUUGGCUCGCGGCGAUGCGGAGCUCAUGUGGCGGUGGGUAUUAUGUUAUGUGACCGAUAUCUGUCUGUCUAAAAGCUUGUGGAUCGGGUUCAGGAGAUUGGCCGAAAUUACGGGUCGGCGAAUGCAACGAGGGCUGCUCGCUUUCCAAACAUAA